Emiliania huxleyi CCMP1516 is the source of this 1422-nucleotide messenger RNA. RefSeq lists its product as hypothetical. The transcript is spliced from 5 exons. The record is from RefSeq and is a predicted model, not a curated record. Bases 1 to 1422 code for a protein of 473 amino acids. Lineage: Eukaryota; Haptophyta; Isochrysidales; Noelaerhabdaceae.
AUGCGGCAGGACGCGAGCGUCGAGUGCGGCUCCGACGAUCACGGACCCAUCACCGCCCUCGCCACCGGCUUCAUCGUCCUCUGGCCCGCCGGCUCGCUGGUCCUCUUCACGUCGCUCCUCGCCGCUUGCUACAAGCCGCUGCAGGCCAAGACGCCGAAUGCUCUGACGCGGGCCACCGCCUUCCUCCACCGGGAGUACGAGACGACCUGGUACUGGUGGGAGGCGGUCGAGCUGGCGCGCAAGCUCGUGCUGACUGGCUUCGUGCUUCUAAUACCGGAGGAGCGCGCCUUUGUUCGCCUCGUGGUGGCGACGCUCAUCUGCUCAUGCUACGCCGUCGCACUCGCCGUCGUGCGGCCGUACAAGCGGGUCGAGGACAACGUGCUCGCCGUCGCCACGAGCCUCGUGCUCCUCCUCCUCUUCCUCGGCACCAACUGGAGCACCAUCUUCCUCGGCAUCCAGGAGCGGUACCAGGGAGCAGAUCCCGCCGAUGUCCUCGGCUUCCGCAGCCUCAAUGUGAUUGUCGACUCGAUGAUCAUCCUCGUUGCAGUCGUGCUCGCCUUCUUCCUCGUCGGCGCCAUCGUCGCCGCCCGUCGCGUCGCCAAGAUCCCCACGAUCCGACUCGUCUCGACCAAGCAGCCCCCCGAGCUGAGCAUCGUGAGGGGCCUCACGUGGCACCUCUUCAACAGCCACAUCUGGUCGACCGGUCAAGACGCCGUCAAGGUUAUCAAGGGUGAGCUCGAGCAGCUGCUGCCGAACAUCAAAGUCUUUCUCGACGUAGAUGAUCUCAAGGAUAUCGGGGCGCUGGAGGAGUACAUCCAGAGCUCGCAGGUCAUCCUCUUCUUCCUCUCGCAGGGCUACUUCCGCUCCAAGAACUGCCUCCGAGAGGUCCGCUCGUCGCUCGAGAAGGACAAGCCGCUCGUCCUCGUCCAAGAAGCGGACCCUGAAAAGGGCGGCGGGACGCUCCAGGCGCUGCGCGACGAGUGCCCCGAGGACCUGCAGCCGGCCAUCUUUGACAACGACUGGCCGCUCACGAUUUGGUAUCGCAUCGAUGAGUUUCAGCUCAUCUCGCUCAAGAUCAUCGCCGAGGCGCCGCCGGCCACAGCCAGCUCCGCGGUGCUCCUCUGCUCGCCCAACUUUCUGGACAGGACCUCCCUUCCGCUCUGCGUGUCGGGUGAGCUCGAGAGCCAGUCGCUCGCCUUUUCCAAACCGUGCACGCUCUGGGCCUCGCCAGCCAACGCGGGGUCGCUGGCGCUGGCCGAUGAGAUCGCCGCCGCCUUUGCCCCAGAUCGUGAGACCGCCGGUCUCACGAUCUGCGCCACCGGCGUGUGCAACUGCGGCUCAACCCGCCGCUCUCGCCGCCGUCGCAAGCUCCUCUUCAGCAAGAUCCCGGCUUCUGCGCCGUGCUUCUGCGCAUACCCGUAG